GUUAGAGGUCGCUGCUCAAGCAUAAGUUUUCUUAGGACCACUACCGAGAUGUUUGAUGUCAAGGCUUGGGCGGAAUAUGUAGUGGAAUGGGCUGCAAAGGACCCGUAUGGUUUCCUUACAACCGUUAUUUUGGCCCUUACUCCACUGUUCCUAGCAAGUGCGGUCUUGUCCUGGAAAUUGGCCAAGAUGAUUGAAGCCUGGGAGAAGGAACAAAAGAAGAAACAAAAACGUCAAGAAAAUAUUGCAAAAGCUAAACGACUGAAAAGAGAGUGAAGGGAUGAGCAGGCUCUGCAAGCAAAAAA
Molecule: messenger RNA, 302 nt
Organism: Octodon degus (degu)
Lineage: Eukaryota; Metazoa; Chordata; Mammalia; Rodentia; Octodontidae
Product: small integral membrane protein 15-like
Exons: 1
Coding region: 49-273 (74 amino acids)
Source: RefSeq, a predicted model, not a curated record